AUGGGGCCGUCAAAGAGUCGUGGCAAGCCGUGGCACCAACUGGAAACCACUCCCCCCGCCCCUCCUUCUCCACCAAACCACUCCCCCCUCCCCUCCCGUCUCCACCAAACCAAUCCCCCCUCCCCUCCCGUCUCCACCAAACCAAUCCCCCCUCCCCUCCCUCUCAAACCACAAACCACUCCCUCUCCACCAAACCACUCCCUCUCCACCAAACCACUCCCCCCUCUCCACCAAACCACUCCCCCUCCCCUCCCUCUCCACCAAACCACUCCCCCUCCCCUCCCUCUCCACCAAACCACUCCCUCUCCACCAAACCACUCCUCUCCACCAAACCACCCCUCCCCUCUCCACCAAACCACUCCCCCCUCCCCUCCCGUCUCCACCAAACCACUCCCCCUCCCCUCCCGUCUCCACCAAACCACUCCCCUCUCCCCUCCCGUCUCCACCAAACCACUCCCCCUCCCCUCCCUCUCCACCAAACCACUCCCCCUCCCCUCCCUCUCCACAAACCACUCCCCCCCCUCUCCACCAAACCACCCCCCUCCCCUCCCUCUCCCCACCAAACCACUCCCCUCCCCUCUCCAACAAACCACUCCCCCUCCCCUCCCUCUCCACCAAACCACUCCCCCUCCCCCUCCCCUCUCCAACAAACCACUCCCCCUCCCUCCUCUCCAACAAACCACUCCCCCCUCCCCUCCCUCUCCAACAAACCACUCCCCCCUCCCCCCCCUCCUCUCCACCAAACCACUCCCCCUCCCCUCCCUCUCCAACAAACCCACCCCCCUCCCCUCCCUCUCACCAAACCACUCCCCUCCCCCUCCCUCUCCAACAAACCACUCCCCCUCCCCUCCCUCUCCAACAAACCACUCCCCCCCUCCCCUCCCUCUCCCAACAAACCACUCCCCCCUCCCCUCCCCUCCAACAAACCACUCCCCCCUCCCCUCCCUCUCCAACAAACCACUCCCCCCUCCCCUCCCUCUCCAACAAACCACUCCCCCUCCCCUCCCCCUCUCCACCAACCCCUCCCCUCCCCCUCCCUCUCCACCAAACCACUCCCCCUCCCCUCCCUCUCCACCAAACCACCCCCCUCCCCUCCCUCUCCACAAACCACCCCCCUCCCCUCCCCCCCUGGGCCUGAGUUUGGCCAAGCCUGGGUUAGUAAAAGCCAAAGCUAAAGGAACUCCAGCGCAGGAAGCUGACUCGGUGCUUCCCAGCUCUCAGGUGAUGACUCAGCUCGCUGUUAGCGCCACGGUCUUCACCCCCGCCACGCCACCUCGCUCGCCACGGUGA
Messenger RNA from Knipowitschia caucasica, 1290 nucleotides. The record is from the annotation of a GenBank genome assembly. NCBI's taxonomy places the organism in Eukaryota, Metazoa, Chordata, Actinopteri, Gobiiformes, Gobiidae.